Apis dorsata (giant honeybee) is the source of this 532-nucleotide messenger RNA. RefSeq names its product potassium voltage-gated channel subfamily H member 4-like. The record is from RefSeq and is a predicted model, not a curated record. The coding region runs from base 94 to 423 and encodes 109 amino acids. Gene Ontology annotation, biological process: regulation of membrane potential; potassium ion transmembrane transport. NCBI's taxonomy places the organism in Eukaryota, Metazoa, Arthropoda, Insecta, Hymenoptera, Apidae. The transcript is spliced from 2 exons. Gene Ontology annotation, cellular component: membrane. Gene Ontology annotation, molecular function: voltage-gated potassium channel activity.
UUUCUUUUCUCUUCUCGUCAGGAAUCGGGGCACGGUAAUAUUCAUUUGGUGAAAUUGACGAGAUUACUGAGGCUGGCCCGAUUGCUUCAAAAGAUGGACAGGUACUCGCAGUACAGCGCCGUGAUUCUGACCAUGUUGAUGCUGUUCUUCAUCCUGGUGGCGCAUUGGUUGGCCUGUAUCUGGUUCGUUAUCGCUGAAAAAGAGAGAUUGAGAAACGACAACGAUUGGGACCUCGGUUGGAUUCACACGUUGGCGGAAAAAUUGAAGAUUUCGGUGGAGAACGUAACCCACGCGGAAAGUUACAUCACCGCGUUGUAUUUCACGUGCAGUAGCCUGACAUCGGUAGGAUUUGGAAAUGUUUCGGCCAAUACAUUCUCCGAGAAGUUCUUCUCAAUUUGCACGAUGCUCAUUGGUGGUCAGUAAAUAAUCAUCGAUCAAUAAUGUGUAUAUACCGUUAUUCCGUAGUAAGGAUUAUCGAUUUAAUUAAAAUCGAUUGCCGCACGCUUGUCUUUUUUUUUUUCUUUCGAUCACU